Molecule: messenger RNA, 1335 nt
Organism: Tachysurus vachellii
Lineage: Eukaryota; Metazoa; Chordata; Actinopteri; Siluriformes; Bagridae
Product: Mediator of RNA polymerase II transcription subunit 30-like
Exons: 5
Coding region: 178-780 (200 amino acids)
Biological process (GO): positive regulation of DNA-templated transcription
Cellular component (GO): mediator complex
Molecular function (GO): transcription coregulator activity
Source: RefSeq, a predicted model, not a curated record
UCGGUGUAUUUUAGGAGUUUGUUGGUAAAAUGGUUGGUACAAUGAACGAGAACAGGAAACCGGAAGUGACGACAGUCUAGUGUUGGCUAAGCUGUUUGAAAGCGAAAGAGACCCGCGGUGUUUAUCUUACGCUUUAUGUAGUUUGCAGACGUCACUAAUAUCCGCUUGGUAUUUAAAAUGUCGUCUUUGCCUCAGAAGGCUCCAGGUGGUGGUCUGGGUGGUGUUCCGGGUGGUGUUCCGCUUCAGCAGCAGCAGCAGAACCUUCUCAUGGGCGCCGGUUCAGGAGCCUCAGUCCCAGGACAGGCUUCUAUGCCUCCAAACUCCGCCGCUCUCAGAGAAAUCUCCCCGGUUUUCCUGUGUCGCAUCGGUCAGGACACCGUGCAGGACAUCGUCACCCGCACCAUGGAGAUCUUCCAGAUCACACGUGCUACUCAGUUGCCCAACGGUGUAACCCAGAGUCAGGCAGCAUAUCAGGACCGCUUUGGGAAACUGCAGGAGCACCUGCGCCAGCUGACUUUGCUUUUUCGCAAACUCCGACUGCUGUACGAGCGCUGUGUAGAGAUGACCUCUGACCUUCAGGAGUCUCCUGCUGAGCUGGUGCCAUAUGUUGGAGAGGAGAUGGCUCCAGUCAGAGUGGAGCACUGCAGUCCUGCUGUGACUCAGGACAAGCAAGAAGUUUUAAAGAAAGUGAGGCAGAAGAAUCAGGAGAUGAAGGUGCUGAUGGACCAGAUGAGGAACCUGCUGUGGGACAUCAAUGCCAUGCUGACAAUGCGCAAAUGACCAGAAAACAUUUCCAUUUUUCUUUCAGGGGUGCCUUUUUCUUUUUGUAAACAAACUUGUGAGCCACCUUCCAUCCAGUCUCUUUUAGUCAGGACAGCAGAUGGCUCAGGAUCACCGGUAUCGUUACUGCUGCGUUGUAUGUAGUCAUUAUUAAUGAGAUUCGGGUGGAAAACUUCCUCAUUUGUGAUACGUACUUCUUGCUGUAAAGUACUGUACUGAGAUGCUCUUGGAUUAUCAGGGAUCUAGGCACAUGAAUUCCAUGCCAAGUAGUAAGGAGUGAGCCCAGGUAAUCUCUAGAGGGACAGAUGGGAGACCAGCCUGAGCUACAGGUUUACUCUGUGCCACUAACAGGAAAUCCCUGACCCUCUGAGCAGGAGACUGUGUGAUCUCUCACAUUUUUCAUCCUGGCAGCUAUUUUAUCAAGAUAAAGAAUCAGCGUGUGUGUAAAUUUUCCUUCCGGAAUGUGUGCCACAUGAAUAAUGUUUGUAAGAUGAAUCUUUUGUACAGUCAAAGAUUUUCACAUCAUUUUGUAUAAAAUAAAGAAUUUCUGACUCA